Pleurotus ostreatus (oyster mushroom) is the source of this 522-nucleotide messenger RNA. RefSeq lists its product as uncharacterized. The coding region runs from base 1 to 522 and encodes 173 amino acids. Lineage: Eukaryota; Fungi; Basidiomycota; Agaricomycetes; Agaricales; Pleurotaceae. The record is from RefSeq and is a predicted model, not a curated record. The transcript is spliced from 4 exons.
AUGAGCAGCGAAUAUGGAAACAAGGACGCUGGCGCACUGGCAGUCGGUAACGUCGCGAGCAGACAAUCAGGUUCAAAAAGCGGAAACGAACACGAUGGAACUAGCAAACCUGCGCCAGCAGUCGGAAAUUAUCCUCCAGGAAACGACACCACAUCAUCCGGCGGUUAUGGCAGCGCAAACGUCUGGUCAGACAGAGUCCCAAGAGCUAACCCCGACAGCAACACCAAUAGUAACCCAGUUAUCACAGAAAGCCAGCCCUUCGGUGGAUUAAUUGAUCAAUCUUUGAACGGCACCAGUCUCAAGUCGGGGUUGGCAGAUGCCAAGCAGGGCGUCGACAAAGACACACGUCGGGACAUAGAUCCAUUGAACCCGUAUGGAAAGAGCAGUUUGGACAGUAGUUUCGACGCGCGACAGCAUUUGACGGACGCUUUGGAUGUGGUUGACAAUGUGGAGCCCGUGCGCAAGAGCAAGGAUCGCGGAGCAUCGGCGGAGGUUGGAGCACGCGUUAGCGUUAAACGUUAA